AUGAUCUUCAAACCGCUGUUCCCCGAAGUCCUGCCUCUCGCUGACCAGAACGUACACGAUUUUCUGUUCAACAAGCCCGCGCGUACGCCAGACGUGGACUAUCCAAUCCACAUUGACGCGCUCACGGGAGUGCGAAGAACUCGCUCCGAGUUCAUUGACCGUGUUCGCGACGGUGCUACCGCCCUGGUCGCUCCUCUCUCCUCAGGCGGUUUCGAGAUUGGACCCAACGAGCAUGUCGGAAUCCUGAGCUAUAACUGCCUUGACUACUUAGCUCUGAUGCACUCGCUACUCGUGGUGACAAUUCCAUUCGCCCUCCUCUCUGCGUACUCGACGACGCCGUACGAGAUUGCACACGCGGCGAAGUCGGCGAAAGUAACUCGCAUCUUCGUCGAGCCUAGUCUCCUCCAGGUGGCGUUGCAGGCUGCGCAAGAAGCUGGAAUCCCAGAAGAGCGUAUCCACAUACUGAACGGCAUCGUGAAAGGAAGGAAAAGCUAUGCAGAAGCCAUCGACGAAGUCGAAAGGUGCGGCGUGCCCAGGACACCUGUGAAGCCCGCCGACAGAAACACCUUCGCAUAUGCCGUGUUCUCUAGCGGAACGACUGGGGCUCCGAAGGUCGUGAUGCUUACCCACGGGAACGUCUGCUUUUCGCUCGUACAAGGUGAGAUGAUCGCGAAAGAGGAACCUCCUUUACCCAAGGCAAUGGUCAUCCUGGCUCCCCUGCCCAUGUCACACACAUAUGGACUAGGGCUCAUUGCUUUUCGCGGUUUUCGGUCUCCCACUAGCUUGAUUAUCUUCCCGAAAUGGGACCUUGAAUUAGUUCUCGAGGUCGUCCCAAAAUUCCGCGUAAACGGCCUUUACCUGCGUCCGAGCCAGCUACACGAGCUUGUGCACUGCAAAAACCUCAAGAAAGAACAUUUUGUGUCCGUCAUGGUCAUAGGUUGCGGGUCCGCCUAUCUCCCGCCGAAGCUCGCCCUUACUGUGCAACAAGCGAUCAGGCCCGGGCUGCCUGUCGUCCAAGGCUUUGGAAUGUCCGAGAUCGCCAGUAUCGCGCUGCGGAUGCUCCCGCCCUCCGCGUUUGGCGGACGCGUUCCCCCUGAUUUCAACGCUGUGGGAUUACUUGUCGCAGGGCUUGAGGCGAGAAUAAUACUCGCAGACGGUUCCGAGGGCGGUGUGAACGAACCGGGGGAGCUCUGGUUGCGGGGUGCGAACAUCUCUCCGGGGUACUUUGGCGACGAGGCGGCGACGAGAGAGGCGUUUGCCGAAGGUGGCUGGUUCAAGACGGGUGAUCAUUUCAGGAUAGACCAGCACGGGCGAUUCUACUUUGUUGACAGGGCGAAGGAGAUUUUCAAGGUGGCGGACUUCCAGGUGUCGCCGACGGAGCUCGAGGACGUGCUGCGAGCCCAGCCCGACGGGCUCAUCACCGAUGUCGCCGUCGCUGGCGUGCCCGUGUGUAGCAACGGCGUUGAUGCCAACGAGCACAUCCCGCGUGCCUGGAUCGUCCUGAGCGAAAAAGGCAAACAACGCGGCGGAGAUGCAGUCAUGAAGCUGCUUGACGAAUGGGUCCGGCAAAAACUAACCCAGUACAAGUGGGUGACGGGCGGAUAUGAGGUUGUUGCUCAGGCAUGUGUAGCUGGCACGCUCAUACAAUUCACUCUUGGCAUCACUGAUCUCGUCCCUGGUCAUAUAGAUUCCCAUGUCGGCCGCUGGGAAGAUGUCUCGCAAGGUCCUGUUGGAGCGAUUUGUGGCGCAGCGGGAGAAGGCUACAUUAACUUGAGGCUCAGGCGCGACGUGGUGGAGGGCUCCAGUUAUUUGUUGUGUGUACGACAUGCGCGCGGAAAUGUGUUGCCGAUGUCGGGCUUCGGAUCAAAGGCUCGCCAUAGGCAUCUCUGGUUUAUAUGA
Molecule: messenger RNA, 1899 nt
Organism: Fibroporia radiculosa
Lineage: Eukaryota; Fungi; Basidiomycota; Agaricomycetes; Polyporales; Fibroporiaceae
Exons: 8
Coding region: 1-1899 (632 amino acids)
Biological process (GO): secondary metabolic process
Molecular function (GO): CoA-ligase activity
Source: RefSeq, a predicted model, not a curated record